This is a messenger RNA of Danio rerio (zebrafish), 1638 nucleotides long. The record is from RefSeq and is a predicted model, not a curated record. NCBI's taxonomy places the organism in Eukaryota, Metazoa, Chordata, Actinopteri, Cypriniformes, Danionidae.
AUAGGACAAAAAUCUGUGAUGAAUUAGCAUUGUUCCCUACUCCAGCAGGUUCUUUUGAACAAUUUGUAUGACUGUUCAGGGACAUUCAGAGAUGUUGCAUCCCAUUGUAUUUUGAAACUUUGUGACAUUGUACAUUGGGACUCUUUGUCUGAAUACAGUACAAUGAGGGUUUUGGAUGGAUGCCUGUGGUCAGCCUGUUUCCCAAGCUCAUACAUCCAGGUCCUUUCCCAGGGAUAAACAACUUUUUUUUUAUCCAAAUGUAGCAAUGAUUUUGUGUGUUUUGUGCAUUUUGUCAAAUUUGUAUGAAAAAGAGGCAAAUUAACCUAAGAUUAAAACAUGGGUGAUUGGUCAAUUCUGGGCCGCUUUCUAACCGAGGUUCAGAAUCAUUCAACAGUCAUCGGCAAAAUCUGGCUGACGGUGCUACUGAUCUUCCGCAUACUGCUGGUCACCCUGGUGGGAGAUGCAGUGUACAGCGACGAGCAGUCCAAAUUCACCUGCAACACCCUUCAGCCGGGCUGCAACAACGUCUGCUAUGAUACAUUCGCCCCCGUCUCACACUUACGCUUCUGGGUCUUCCAGAUCGUUCUGGUCUCAACGCCCUCCAUCUUCUACAUCAUCUAUGUGCUGCACAAAAUCACCAAAGAUGAGAAGAUGGAGACGGAGAGGAUCCACGCAGAGGCCAGUCACCCUAGUCGAAUACAAGGAGAUGGUUCCAGACUGGCCUACGGAGCCCAGGGAGAAGAAUGGGGUGGUCAGGACGAGGGAAGCGUUGAGCAAAGUCUCCUGCAGGAAGAUUUCGGUGAGCUCGGCAAAGAUCCAACCACACUUUCCAGUCAGGUUCUACUCAUUUAUAUUGUUCACGUCCUGAUCCGCUCCGUCCUGGAGAUCACCUUUCUUGUCGGUCAGUAUUACUUGUUUGGAUUCGAGGUGCCUCAUUUGUUCCGCUGCCAAACGUACCCUUGCCCAACACGGACUGACUGUUUUGUGUCUCGAGCCACCGAAAAGACUAUUUUCCUUAAUUUUAUGUUCAGCAUCAGCUUGGGUUGUUUCCUCCUGAACAUUGUGGAGCUUCACUACCUGGGUUGGGUCUACAUUUUCCGUAUGCUCUGCGCCGCCUGCUUCUUGUGCUGCAAGUCAGAGAGGGAUUUGUAUGCUCAACGAAACCCACUGUUGCUUCGCCUCAGACACUCGAUGCAGAGCAGGCUGGUCCUGCAGUCUUCAACAACCACUCUGUCUCAGGAGAAGACCGGGACGGCUUUGCUUUCACAUGGUCCUGUCAUCUCUUUUGAGACCGACUCGACUCUUGAAAGCUCCUCAAAGAGGAACCCUGAGGAGAGGGAACGCAUGAGGGUCAAAUUGGCCAACAUGGUUAGAUUUACUGGUAAAAAGUCUUGGCUGUGAUGUGUACUGAUGGAUUUUAGUUUCUUUUGUUAAGAGUAGCUCAUUGUAAACUUCAUUCUGAUGCUUGUUGCACACAUAUGUGGCUUUGUUAAGUUUCACAAUAAGGUUUGCUGCAGCUGAUUCCACCUUUCAAAUGCUUGUCAACAUGAUCGGCUGACUGAGGUCUCUGACCUGAUAGACAUUUCCCGGUUUCUCAGUAGCGGAAGUCAUCAUAGUUGGGAAAACCUAGAGAGCAGU